Messenger RNA from Oncorhynchus keta (chum salmon), 1149 nucleotides. Its product is annotated as asparagine-rich protein-like. The coding region runs from base 1 to 1149 and encodes 382 amino acids. The transcript has a single exon. The record is from RefSeq and is a predicted model, not a curated record. Lineage: Eukaryota; Metazoa; Chordata; Actinopteri; Salmoniformes; Salmonidae.
AUGGACUACAAUAUGGGAGACAAUAUGGGCUACAAUAUGGGAUACAAUAUGGGAUACAAUAUGGGAGACAAUAUGGGAUACAAUAUGGACUACAAUAUGGGAGACAAUAUGGGAUACAAUAUGGACUACAAUAUGGGAUACAAUAUGGACUACAAUAUGGACUACAAUAUGGGAUACAAUAUGGACUACAAUAUGGACUACAAUAUGGGAUACAAUAUGGACUACAAUAUGGGAUACAAUAUGGACUACAAUAUGGGAUACAAUAUGGGAUACAAUAUGGGAUACAAUAUGGACUACAAUAUGGACUACAAUAUGGGAUACAAUAUGGACUACAAUAUGGACUACAAUAUGGGAUACAAUAUGGACUACAAUAUGGGAUACAAUAUGGACUACAAUAUGGGAUACAAUAUGGGCUACAAUAUGGACUACAAUAUGGGAUACAAUAUGGACUACAAUAUGGGAUACAAUAUGGGAUACAAUAUGGGAUACAAUAUGGGAUACAAUAUGGACUACAAUAUGGACUACAAUAUGGGAUACAAUAUGGACUACAAUAUGGGAUACAAUAUGGACUACAAUAUGGGAUACAAUAUGGACUACAAUAUGGGAUACAAUAUGGACUACAAUAUGGACUACAAUAUGGACUACAAUAUGGGAUACAAUAUGGGAUACAAUAUGGGAUACAAUAUGGACUACAAUAUGGACUACAAUAUGGGAUACAAUAUGGACUACAAUAUGGGAUACAAUAUGGACUACAAUAUGGGAUACAAUAUGGACUACAAUAUGGACUACAAUAUGGGAUACAAUAUGGACUACAAUAUGGGAUACAAUAUGGACUACAAUAUGGGAUACAAUAUGGGAUACAAUAUGGACUACAAUAUGGGAUACAAUAUGGGAUACAAUAUGGACUACAAUAUGGACUACAAUAUGGGAUACAAUAUGGACUACAAUAUGGACUACAAUAUGGGAUACAAUAUGGACUACAAUAUGGGAUACAAUAUGGACUACAAUAUGGGAUACAAUAUGGGAUACAAUAUGGACUACAAUAUGGGAUACAAUAUGGACUACAAUAUGGGAUACAAUAUGGACUACAAUAUGGGAUACAAUAUGGACUACAAUAUGGACUACAGUAUGGACUUGAACCUGUAUUAG